AUGAUGCUUGCACAAGUCAUGCGCAAGGCAGCAAUGCCACAGCGCAUUGGAAACGUCAGUUUGUUCUCUACUUCUGCCCGUGUGCUUGAUGCUGCGCACAAAGUGGUCGUUGUUGGCGGCGGCACGGCCGGCCUCAGCGUGUCGCACCAGCUUCUGAACACAGGCAAGUUCGCUCAAGAUGAAAUCGCCAUUGUCGAACCAUCAAACUUUCAUGACUACCAACCCGGCUGGACGCUUGUCGGUGGUGGCUUGAAGACGCGCGAAAGCUUGCGCCGCAACGAGGAUUCACUUGUGAACUCUAAGAUCCAACUGUAUAAGGAUGCAGUAACGACCAUCUCACCGGAGCAGAGCCAGUUGACCACGGCUUCAGGGAAGAAACUUGACUAUGAACACCUCGUCAUUGCAUCUGGUUAUACUGUUACUCUUGAUGGCAUCAAAGGCCUUCGCGAGGCGUUGCACGACCCGAACUCGUCUGUCUGCUCCAUUUACACGUACGAAUCGGUCCAGCAUGUGCACCCCAAGAUUGACAAGCUGAAGGAGGGGCAGGCAAUCUUCACACAGCCUGGAUCACCCAUCAAGUGUGCUGGCGCACCACAAAAGAUUAUGUGGCUUGCAUUGGACAAAUGGACCAAGGCUGGCUUGUACAAGAAACACGAUGCCUCUUCGCCCAUUAAGAUUAGUUUCGCUACAGGCAUGCCGACCAUGUUUAGCGUGCCACAUUACAGCAAGGUACUGGAUGGGCUGCGUGAGGAACGUGGCGUUUCGGGCUUCUUCCAACACAACCUUGUGGCUAUUGAAGACCAAGGGAAAACAGCUGUAUUCCAACGCCCGAAUGGCGACCAGGUGAAGAUGCCGUUCGAUUUUCUUCACGUUACUCCGACCAUGAGUCCUCCUGAGUUCCUCAGGAAAUCGCCUCUUGCCAACGGAGCAGGCUACGCCGAAGUUGAUCAGGCUAAGCUCCAGCACGUGAAGUACAGCAAUGUCUGGUCUUUGGGUGAUUCGAGCUCACUUGCAACGAGCAAGACCGCCGCCGCUAUCACUGGUCAAUCCCCGGUCCUCGUGGCCAACCUGCUUAGCGCAUUGGAGGGCAAAGAACUUACAGCCACAUACAAUGGCUACACCUCUUGUCCACUUCUCACUGAAUAUGGCAAAGUACUCUUGGCGGAAUUCAAGUACGGCGCCCAGCUUAACGAAACGUUCUCCAAGUAUGGUAUUGAUCAGUCCAAACCCCAGCGCGCCUUCUACUACCUCAAGAAGGACUUCUUCCCUUGGGUGUACUACCGGAACAUGGUCAAAGGUACCUGGGCAGGUCCAAAGGGUUUCCUGGGCACCAUUCGCACCUUCUCUUCAAGUGCUCGCAAGAUGCGUAAUACGCCUGCCCGUCAUCCCCGUGACCCUCUGGACACAAGCGUUCACGCUUCUCGUUUUUCCUUACCAACACGUGAAACAUUCGUUGUUCGCCCUGCACCGUCCCAACCAUCGAGUCGCAUGUCCGUGCCUGCUGCUGAAACUCUAUUUGCAGCGCCUGCUCCCAUCUCAGAAACUGAGCUUGCUGGCUUGCCACCCGCUCUCCGUAAGCACCACCGACAAGCGCGUCUUGCCACAAAUGUCUUGUCUCCUGAGAAAGUUGCAGAAUUGCAGCAGCUCCGAGCUCAGGACCCCUUCAAGUUUACGGCUGGAAAGCUAGCCAAGAUGUUUGGUUGCUCACCCACGUUUGUGAGUAUUGUCGCGCCAGCUCCUAAAAAUGUCCGCAAAGCCCGUCAGGCAGAGACGGAGCUAAAAAGAGCGACAUGGGGUAUGAACAAGCGUGUAGCCCAUGAGCAACGCGCAGAACGUCGCGCUCUUUGGUAG
Malassezia globosa CBS 7966 is the source of this 1851-nucleotide messenger RNA. RefSeq lists its product as uncharacterized. The transcript has a single exon. The coding region runs from base 1 to 1851 and encodes 616 amino acids. Lineage: Eukaryota; Fungi; Basidiomycota; Malasseziomycetes; Malasseziales; Malasseziaceae. Gene Ontology annotation, cellular component: mitochondrion. The record is from RefSeq and is a predicted model, not a curated record. Gene Ontology annotation, molecular function: FAD binding; sulfide:quinone oxidoreductase activity.